GAUCUCUGCCGUUCCUUCUGUUCCGCAAACGAGACUUUACACAGAUGUGUUUCAGGCGAGAUCAGUUGAGGCGGUGGGACUUCGUUCGCGCAGCAGGAUCAACUUCUUUUAGAGGAUCUAGCGUCUACUACUCGGUCUCCUUGAGUUCAAUGUAACAUACAUCCUUAACAGCAUAGGUCAAGGUGAUCGGGGAGUUACUUUGUGAUAGAAUUGAACACAUUUAGUCGGGGUUUUAAACGCAGAUGAAAAUGCCUGUAGCUUCUCUCCUGCCUUUCACAGCCACUCCGAAUAGGAAGUCCGCCAGCCCGACCUCCUUCAGGCUCACGGAGAAAUUCAUCCUGCUUUUAGUGUUCAGCGGCUUCAUCACCCUGUGUUUCGGAGCUAUCUUCUUCUUGCCUGAUUCGUCAAAGCUGCUCAGCGGAGUUUUCUUCCGCUCGUCCUCGGUGGAGGCAGAGACGCGCACAGGUACGGUCAGUGACACCAGCACCGGCACGGGCAAGGAAGAGAAGAUCCUGGCCAAGAUCAGAAAAGACCACGAAAAGGCGCUGAUCGAGGCCAAGGACACCCUACAGAAACGGCCGGACGAGAUCAAACAGGACAUCAACAGCGACAAAGAGAAACUUGCUCUAAACGGACUGGGGAAAGGAUCGAAAGGUGACAGUUUGCCGUUCCUUCAGUACAUGCGGCCGCCUGGAGCAACAGGGAACGAACCCGCCGAUCCGGACGUUAAAGCGAAAAGAGCCAAGAUUAAAGAGAUGAUGCAGUUUUCUUGGGACAAUUACAAGCGCUACGCCUGGGGCUCCAAUGAACUGCGUCCCGUCUCUAAGCAAGGCCACUCCAGCAAUUUGUUUGGUAGUCUCAAAGGAGCCACCAUUGUGGAUGCGCUGGACACGCUCUACAUUAUGGAGAUGUAUGAUGAGUUUGAGGCUGCUACCGAGUGGGUGGAAAGGAACCUGGACUUUAACAUGAAUGCCGAAAUCUCCGUCUUUGAAGUGAACAUCCGUUUUGUUGGAGGCUUGCUGUCCGCCUAUUAUCUCUCAGGCAAAGAGGUGUUCAGGAGAAAAGCUGUUGAACUAGGAGAGAAGCUGUUGCCGGCUUUUAAGACCCCGACUGGCAUCCCUUGGGCUCUUCUCAACCUAAAGAGUGGGAUCGGUAGAAACUGGCCAUGGGCGUCAGGAGGAAGCAGUAUUCUCGCCGAAUACGGGACGCUGCAUUUGGAGUUCAUGCAUCUCAGCGAGCUUUCCGGGAGACCAGAUUUUGCAGAGAAGGUAAUGAACAUCAGAAAGGUGCUGAAUCGACUGGACAAACCUCAAGGGUUGUACCCAAAUUACCUGAACCCUAACAGUGGACAGUGGGGCCAGCAUCACGUCUCGGUUGGAGGCUUGGGGGACAGUUUCUACGAGUACCUGCUGAAGGCCUGGCUCAUGUCAGACAAAACUGAUGAGGAAGGAAAGAAGCUUUACUACGAUGCCCUGCAGGCGAUUGAGAAGAAUUUGAUCCGUAAGUCAAGCGGAGGGUUGACGUAUAUCGCUGAAUGGAAAGGCGGACUACUGGAGCAUAAGAUGGGUCACCUGACCUGCUUCGCCGGUGGUAUGAUCGCUUUAGGGGCGGACGGAGGCCCUGAUGAUAAGACGGGUCACCAGAUGGAACUGGCGGCUGAGAUCGCCCGCACGUGUCAUGAGUCUUACGCCCGAACAAGUAUGAAGCUGGGUCCUGAGGCCUUCCGUUUUGAUGGCGGAGUUGAAGCCAUCGCUACGCGGCAAAAUGAGAAGUACUUCAUCCUGAGGCCAGAGGUCAUCGAGACGUACAUGUACAUGUGGAGGUUCACCCACGACCCCAAAUACAGACAGUGGGGCUGGGAGGCGGUGCAGGCUCUGGAGAAGUACUGCAGGGUAGAAGGGGGUUACAGUGGAGUGAGAGACGUCUACGCUAACGCUCCCAACCAUGAUGACGUGCAGCAGAGCUUCUACCUGGCCGAAACACUCAAGUAUCUGUAUCUUUUGUUCUCCGACGAUGACCAUUUGCCCUUCGAACACUGGGUGUUCAACACGGAGGCCCAUCCUCUUCCCGUCAUUAAGAAACAGAAUGUAGAAAUAGCAAACCAUCUCAAGUAAUCUUCAUCCAACCCCAAAGUUCCACUGAGACGUCAUUUUCUGGACCUGCUUUAACAGUGGACAAGAGCUUUGGACACAAAACCCCUGUGGCUGGAGAGGUCCUGUCCUUUGGGAAUUUUCUGGAGCUUCAUGUGUUUCUCCACAGCUGUCUCACCUCUUCCGUCUCUUCUCGGGAUUCUGCAUGCUGCCCCGUUCCCUCUCUCUGUCCUUGACACUAUGGACAUGUCUCUGAGCCUCAGAGACACAGAAGGACGAUAUUUCCUCUGUGAGGAGACCAGACCAGUUCAUUUUCCAUCGUACUUGCCCUCUCACACGUGUUAUAAAGCCAUAGGUAAUUAAAAUUUCAUCUGCAUCCUUGUGUUUUUUUGCAUCAUGUGUGUUUACAGGAGCGGAGAUGAGAGACAUCCACUGAACUUCACGGUUUCUUGCUGUCUGUUUCUUUCGGGAUGAGGUUUGGUUUGGUAUUUUGAGGCUUUAUUCGACAGCAAGGUAGUGAAACCAAGUCUACUAGUGCCUUUUAGUCUUACUGAUCAUUUUAGUCAAGUUUUAAUAGCAACACUCUAUUUAUUUUCGCUGUGACCGAAGGUAUCUUCCUACAGGCCAACAGCCCUCUUACCCUCGUGAUGGAUGUAGGAAUCAGUCGUAUAUCGUUCAUUCCUCUACAUUUGUAAGCUUACUUUGUUUCAUAUAAUGUGUACAAAAUGUGUUUUGAUUGUUUACUUAAUCAACGGAGGCAGAGACUUUUAUCCUAGACAUGUAAAAUAGAGUACUUUGUGUUAAUUUAUUACUCAAGACAUAGGGUUUUUGUCAUUUUUCAGUGUGAAGAGCAGGAAACUAUGGAGCCCCUAAAGGAGACAUGAGAACAG
Molecule: messenger RNA, 2980 nt
Organism: Carassius carassius (crucian carp)
Lineage: Eukaryota; Metazoa; Chordata; Actinopteri; Cypriniformes; Cyprinidae
Product: mannosyl-oligosaccharide 1,2-alpha-mannosidase IA-like
Exons: 12
Coding region: 243-2114 (623 amino acids)
Biological process (GO): N-glycan processing; carbohydrate metabolic process
Cellular component (GO): Golgi membrane; endoplasmic reticulum; extracellular exosome
Molecular function (GO): calcium ion binding; mannosyl-oligosaccharide 1,2-alpha-mannosidase activity
Source: RefSeq, a predicted model, not a curated record